AUACUAUGCCUCAUUAGAAAUCGCUCAAAUUCUAGACUAGCUAAUUCAUUCGAGAUGAAAAAUAAACUAAAUGACAUUCAACUAGAGAAUGAUGAAACAAUGGUUAGUUUUGAUAUAACUAGUCUUUACACUAAUAUACCAGUCAUUAUGGCCUUAGAAGCGGUUAGAAAAGAACUAACUGCGGAUCCUGAACGCAAUCAUAGGACAAAGCUGCCCAUUGAACAAAUUAUUUUAGGGAUUCACUUAUGCCUCACAUCUACUAUCUUUAAAUUCCAAGGUAAAAUAUAUAGGCACACAGAAGGCGUAGCAAUGGGAUCACUAAUAUCCCCUAUCAUAGCAGACAUAUUUAUGGACAGCUGGGAAAAUAGUGCCCUCAAUACAUUUAACCCUACUCCGAAAAUAUGGUGGAGAUAUGUGGAUGACACUUUCACAGUGUUAAAAACAGAACACAUCUCUAGCUUCUUGACACACACAUAUAAACUAACUAGUAGAGGGAAUAAAAUUCACAUUGGAAUCAGAAAAUGAACUAGGAGAAUUAGCUAUGGUGUUAGAUUGUAAAAGAAAACGAAUACAAGAAGGCAAACUGCACAUCAGAGUUUAUAAAAAACCAGCGCACUCUGCUAAUAGAUAUUUAGACUUUAAUU
Molecule: messenger RNA, 644 nt
Organism: Trichobilharzia regenti
Lineage: Eukaryota; Metazoa; Platyhelminthes; Trematoda; Strigeidida; Schistosomatidae
Source: the annotation of a GenBank genome assembly